Paramacrobiotus metropolitanus is the source of this 1133-nucleotide messenger RNA. RefSeq names its product inactive protein tyrosine kinase pTKL-like. Gene Ontology annotation, biological process: chromatin organization; negative regulation of transcription by RNA polymerase II. The record is from RefSeq and is a predicted model, not a curated record. NCBI's taxonomy places the organism in Eukaryota, Metazoa, Tardigrada, Eutardigrada, Parachela, Macrobiotidae. The transcript has a single exon. Gene Ontology annotation, molecular function: chromatin binding. Gene Ontology annotation, cellular component: pericentric heterochromatin. The coding region runs from base 179 to 991 and encodes 270 amino acids.
UACCAGCUUCCAAAAAUUACCAUAGCAAAUAAAUUGUGGUUACCGUUGGGGACUGUUCCAUUUGCAAGAUUCGCUUACAAAUUUACAAUUAAUGAAGUCCUUACUCUUACUGACAUUUCUUUAUUGCCUUUUGUUCUCACAUUAGCCAGCAAAAUUGAGGAGCACCUUGCACUGCAUCAUGCCUAAUGUAGCACUGAGAGUAAAGCGUCCCUCUGCUCGCAAAGCAGUGUCGUCUCCAGCAAAGUCUGGCUCCUCGUCGUCACCCGUGAAAGUGUCACCAGUGAAAUCCCCAGCGUGGCCCGUAAAACCAUCAGCAUCUCCCGUGAAAGCUGGAUCGAGCUCGUCGCACAGUCCCGCGCGAGCUAGCACGUCACGAAACAGCGUGUCUGGAACUCCAAAAUCCAGCUCGCGGCACACGCCGAACGUUCCGAAGCAUACACCAACAGUGGUGUUGCGAAACACUCCCACGAUCUCGACUCCAAAAUCCAUUCUGAAGCGUUCGCCCAAAAAAGACCUGAAACGCCUGAAUCCCGAUGGUUCAGCCGUGAAGCCCAAGAAAGUUGUUUUGAUCGAACCGGAAAAGAAGAGCAAGCCUAAGGCGAAACCGAAGAAGCCUGCACAGGAGGAGACGUCCUACGUUGUGGAAGCAGUUGUUAGUAAGAAGAAGGAAAAUGGGGAGACAUUCUACAAAAUUCGCUGGGCUGGGUAUGGAUCGAAGGAUGACAGCUGGGUGAGUGAGAAAAACUGCUCGUGCCACUGGGCAAUCAAAAAGUUCGAAGAGGAGAAAAAGAAAGGCAAAGACUCCAAAGAGAGCAAGAAACCUGCAGCAAACCAGGAGCCGGAGAAGGCCAAGAAGCGCACGCAGACGAAGGGGAACACGUUUCCGAACAGUAAGUGGCUGGGAAACAUCGAGCUGAUAGUUUUUAAGAGUUACUCCUCAGUUCUCACGAUACUUAAGAUAUUUUUAACUGAACCACAUCCAGUUAGAUAAUUCGAUUUAAUAUUUUUAAUUUGAUGAAUUAUUAAAUUUUUUUCUUUUCGAGAUAUUUUCUCAUGGUAUCGUUAGGGUUUUGCGGGAUUAUUGUUUUACAUUAAAAAAUUACCAUGUUAUUGCUGGUUAAUGAUUUGUAUAC